AGUCACGUACCCCUGCUUGCUCAAUGGGUCACAACCCUCUCACGCAGACCCCCUUAGUUGUAAAGGGACAGGAAUUGUUCACUCGGGGAGCUCGGUUUUGUAAGUCUGCCGAUGCUCCUGGCAGAAUAAAGCCCUUUCCUUCCUCAACUCGGUGUCUGAGGGGUUUUGUCUGCAGCUAGUCCUGCUACAUUUCUUGGUUCCCUGACCUGGAAGCGAGGUGAUUACCGGGCGGUGGAGGCAACUGCUUAGGAGGCUUAGGCCUGCCUUGUGGAACAUCCCUGCGGGGGACUCCUGCCGGCUUUAGUGAAUCCUGAGAGUGCUUUCAGCUGGGUAAUUGCCCUGGUGGAACGCCUCGCCAGAGCAGCGCACGGUAGGCCCCCGCGGAGGAUUAACGCAGCGGCUGAACAGCGGGAAGGAAUCGGCGCUUGGAGUCCAGACAUCUGGAACACGCUCUUGAACAUCAGAUUCCAGGUUCUGCAGCCUUUGGACUCUUGGACUUAGACCAGUGGUUUGCCGGGGGAUCUCAGAUCUUCAGCCACAUACUGAAGUCUGCACUGUUGGCUUCCCUACUUUUGAGGCUUUGGAACUCUGACUGAGCAACUACUGGCUUCGUUGCUCCUCAGCUUGCAGGUGGCCUAUCGUGGGACUUCACCUUGUGAUCACUUUCUGUCACCCAGGCUGGAGUACAGUGGCACGAUCACAGCUCACUGCACCCUCAACUUCCCAGGCUCAGGUGAUUCUCCUGCAUCAGCCUCCCGAGUAGCUGGGACUACAGGUGUGGACACAUUGAGAAGUCACUAUCUAUGAACUAGGAAGCAGGAUCUCACCAGACAUCGAAUCUGCUGAUGCCUUCAUCUUGGACUUCUCUCUCAGCCUCCAGAACUAUAAUCUGGAGCUUUCAAAAUGUUUGCCAAAGCAACCAGGAAUUUUCUUAGAGAAGUUGAUGCUGAUGGUGACCUGAUUGCAGUAUCAAAUCUGAAUGACUCUGAUAAGUUACAGCUUCUAAGUCUGGUGACAAAAAAGAAGAGAUUCUGGUGCUGGCAGAGACCCAAGUACCAGUUUUUAUCCCUCACCCUUGGCGAUGUACUCAUAGAAGACCAAUUUCCGAGUCCAGUGGUCGUGGAGUCGGACUUUGUGAAAUACGAGGGCAAGUUUGCAAACCACGUGAGUGGAACCCUGGAGACUGCACUGGGGAAGGUCAAGCUGAACCUGGGGGGCAGCAGCCGCGUAGAGAGCCAGUCUUCAUUUGGAACCCUGAGGAAGCAGGAGGUGGAUUUGCAGCAGCUCAUCAGAGACUCUGCCGAGAGAACAAUAAAUCUGAGAAACCCUGUGCUCCAGCAGGUGCUGGAAGGAAGGAAUGAGGUCCUGUGCGUUUUGACACAGAAGAUCACGACGAUGCAGAAGUGUGUGAUCUCUGAGCACAUGCAGGUCGAGGAGAAGUGUGGUGGCAUCGUGGGCAUCCAGACCAAGACGGUGCAGGUGUCAGCGACGGAGGAUGGGAAUGUCACCAAGGACUCCAACGUGGUGCUGGAGAUCCCAGCUGCCACCACCAUUGCCUACGGUGUCAUUGAGUUAUACGUGAAACUGGACGGCCAGUUCGAGUUCUGCCUUCUCCGAGGGAAGCAAGGUGGCUUCGAGAACAAGAAGAGAAUUGACUCUGUCUACCUGGACCCCCUGGUCUUUCGAGAGUUUGCAUUCAUAGACAUGCCAGAUGCUGCGCAUGGGAUAUCUUCCCAGGAUGGACCAUUAAGUGUUUUAAAGCAAGCGACCCUGCUCCUGGAGAGGAAUUUCCAUCCAUUUGCGGAGCUGCCUGAGCCACAACAGACAGCUUUGAGUGACAUCUUCCAGGCGGUCCUAUUUGAUGAUGAACUACUCAUGGUCCUGGAACCAGUGUGCGAUGACCUGGUCAGCGGCCUCUCGCCCACAGUGGCGGUGCUGGGGGAGCUGAAGCCCCGGCAGCAGCAGGACCUUGUGGCCUUCCUGCAGCUGGUGGGGUGCAGCUUACAGGGUGGGUGUCCGGGCCCCGAGGAUGCAGGCAGCAAGCAGCUGUUUAUGACAGCCUACUUCUUGGUCAGUGCCCUCGCAGAAAUGCCAGAUAGCGCAGCAGCUCUGCUGGGCACUUGCUGCAAACUCCAGAUCAUUCCCACACUGUGCCACUUGCUUCGUGCUCUGUCUGAUGAUGGAGUAUCUGAUCUUGAAGACCCAACCUUGACUCCCCUGAAAGAUACAGAAAGGUUUGGGAUUGUGCAGCGCUUGUUUGCCUCAGCUGACAUUAGUCUGGAGAGACUGAAGUCAUCUGUGAAAGCUGUCAUUCUGAAGGACUCUAAAGUCUUCCCACUGCUUCUUUGUAUAACCCUGAAUGGACUCUGUGCUUUAGGCAGAGAACAUUCAUGAUGUCAUAUGUGAACUAGAAGUACGUGUUACUGGCCAAGGCUAUUUUUCAGAACUGUUAAAGGUCAUAUGCACGUUAAAAGUUGACCAAUGAAAUGAAUUUACAGAACAGUUUAAGAAGUGGUGACAUUUUGCAUGAUGAAUGACCUGACUUUUAGCCACCAGGUACUCUUUAAACAGUUUUCCUUAUCAGAGGCCCUCCUGUGCUGGUGACCCAGCAUCUGAGUUAGGUUCCAGCAUGUAAAGAGCUGGGAGGGCGGAGAAUUCUUAGCAUACAUUCAGACGUUUUUUCUGCACAAUAAUAAGUCCAUCUGUCACUUGCAUUCCACUUUUUGUUACAUAGAAAGAGUCUGACCCUUUAAUCCAAAAGGUCUUUUUACAUUGUGAAUGCUGUGGGAAGGCAAUUUCUCUGCACACAAGAGGCUACGUUUUGGAAGUGAUGUAUGUUAUUUGAUGACUGAAAAUGAACUGUAAAUGCUCCUAGAGUAUAUUCCUCUGCUGAACAAAAUUAAACUUCAAAAAAAUCUAACAGUAACACACCCCUGCUUGGGACCCUAGCUAUAUGCAUUUUAUGUGACCUUGCCAUGCUUCAGUGAACAUACUAAUUCUAUGUCUAGCACAUGUUGAUUUCCUAUGUAUUCUGGGUAUUCUAUUAAAGGAAACUUUGAACUAUG
Messenger RNA from Homo sapiens (human), 3065 nucleotides. It is a transcript of the gene GSDME, whose product is annotated as gasdermin E. Bases 904 to 2394 code for a protein of 496 amino acids. Gene Ontology annotation, biological process: transmembrane transport; pyroptotic inflammatory response; cellular response to virus. The transcript is spliced from 13 exons. Gene Ontology annotation, cellular component: cytosol; plasma membrane; cytoplasm. Gene Ontology annotation, molecular function: cardiolipin binding. The record is from RefSeq and is a predicted model, not a curated record. NCBI's taxonomy places the organism in Eukaryota, Metazoa, Chordata, Mammalia, Primates, Hominidae.